Messenger RNA from Magnolia sinica, 1273 nucleotides. RefSeq names its product putative F-box protein At1g32420. The transcript has a single exon. The record is from RefSeq and is a predicted model, not a curated record. Gene Ontology annotation, molecular function: protein binding. The coding region runs from base 1 to 1152 and encodes 383 amino acids. NCBI's taxonomy places the organism in Eukaryota, Viridiplantae, Streptophyta, Magnoliopsida, Magnoliales, Magnoliaceae.
AUGGAAGAAAGUAGGGCUGUCAACAGGCGUGGCCUGUUGGGGUUGAUCUUGACCAAGAUUUUGAACUGUUUGCGGUGUUCAGAAGUAGAGAAUUCAAGAGAAAUAGAGAAGGGAGAAAACGAAAGGUUGCCAAGAGAAGUAGAGAAAGGAGAAAACGAAAGGUUGCCAUUCGAUCUAGUGGUGGAGAUAUUAGCGUGGCUGCCGGUGAAAUCACUUAUUAAGUUCAGGUGUGUAUGUAACCAAUGGCGCAAAUUAUUACUAGAUCCAAUGUUUAUUAGUAUGCAUGCAGAACGAUCCAAACAUAUAUAUGUUCACAGCGAAGAUGUAGAUCAACGAAUCACAACAUGUGUCUGUGAGGGUUUGUUACUUGUGGUGAACAAGAAAGAAGAUCGAAAUCACGUAUGCAACCCUUCGAUCCACCAGACCUUUCAACUCCCGCCUCUUAAUCCUCCCUUGUUCCCAUCCAACAGCUUUACCUAUCUCAACGUAUCAUGUGUACCGGAACAUAAAGUGGUAGCUACCACACAGGAUAAUCGAUGCCUGGUAGUAGUGGUGGGAACCCCCACUUCAUCUUGGAAGGAUCUUGGGUUCAUUCCAAAUCACUGUGGCGGAACUAGAUUUUAUUCAUCUAGGAAUGUAUACAAUGUCCUACACUGGGUCUUCACUAAUAAUUCGACAGGGGAAGUGAAUGUUGUGUCUUUGGAUUCGUUGUCUGAGAAUUUCAAUGUCAACAUAGCUCCUAGAGGUCUUUCAACAUUAGCAGCCGAUAACUAUCCAAUGUGUUGGGAAGGAUGUUUUGCUCUUGGUUGCAUUGUUGAGAAGAAAAUGAUGGUGUGGAUCUUGAGAGAUGUUAAGAAUGAUAUUUGGGAAAAGGAGAUUGUUUGGUUGACAAGCUUGAAUUUUGAGUUGGGCAGUGAAAAUUUCCAUCCUUACUCCAAGAGUAAGGACAAUGGAUGGAUUACCUUCAUCAAAAAUUCACCAAAGGAAUACUAUUAUUACCAUAUCGUCACAAACAGGACUCUCCAUAAAUGUAAUGCGGAAGCUAACCGAAUGUUUUACAAGCCUAGCCUUGUUUCUUGCAAUGGAAUUUCGAAGCAUGAUGGGCCUAUGCCGGACUGGUUCCUACCACUUUUAUCCGAGUUGAAGCUUUAAGUUUCAGUGGCGCGUUUGUCAAGCCCUUCAAAUCAGCUUAUAUGAAUUGAAACCUACAUUAAGUGGGAUUCUGUUCUCUACUUUCUUUCAUCUUGCUAAUGAAAAGCUAUAUUAACUGGGA